Molecule: messenger RNA, 1576 nt
Organism: Copidosoma floridanum
Lineage: Eukaryota; Metazoa; Arthropoda; Insecta; Hymenoptera; Encyrtidae
Gene: eIF1
Product: eukaryotic translation initiation factor eIF1
Biological process (GO): translational initiation
Molecular function (GO): translation initiation factor activity
Source: RefSeq, a predicted model, not a curated record
ACGCGUUGUCACGUUGGCAUUGCGUUUGCGUUCUCAAAUCUCAAUUAGUCUCAGUCAGUGACUCGUCGGAUUUCAUUGGGGUAUCUACGUAGCCGUGCGCGUUGUCCCCCUUGCAGCAGUUGUUACUGUCCACAAUUUUCUUUCUAUUUAAAUUGCCACUUGAAUACGAUUGAAACCGGUUAGUCAAACAACCCCUUUCUCCUAUUAUCUCCAGCCUAGUCGAGUUUAGACUCUGUGUGUCGAUUUUAAUUACACGUCUUACCCCCACGUUCUCCUGCAUCUCUGCUCUUGAGGGCGUCACUUGCAAUUUUUGCAGCUAUAUAUUUCCAAGGAACACCUUUUAUUUGUCGUAUGUCCAUCCAGAAUCUAAACACUUUUGACCCCUUUGCAGAUGCAAAGGUCAAAAACGGCAAAGAAGAGGAUGUCCGGGACGGCCUCGUGCACAUAAGAAUCCAGCAGCGAAAUGGUCGCAAAACUUUAACCACCGUUCAGGGCCUCUCGUCUGAAUAUGACUUGAAGAAAAUUGUACGAGCAUGUAAAAAGGAGUUUGCCUGCAAUGGGACUGUAAUUGAACACCCUGAAUACGGGGAGGUAUUGCAGCUGCAGGGGGAUCAGCGAGAAAAUAUAUGUCAGUGGUUAACAAAAUCUCAACUGGCUAAACCUGAGCAAUUGAAGGUUCAUGGUUUCUAAUUGACGAAACGGACAAAAAAACAUCCAUGUCACAACAAUCGAAAAAACUACUCCACCUUUACUGUUUUUAAAUUGAUAAUAGUAAAAAUAACCGUAAUCAUCUGAAAUUCUUUGCAUCAGUCACUAUUAUUCUUGUUGCUACUACUUGUGGAUGAAUUCCCAUCACAUGUGUGCAUGUAUAUUUCAAUAAAAAAAAAGUUUACCAAGUAUAUAACAAUACCGAUAUAAGCUUAGGCUCAAUACUAUUUUAAUCUGUUAGCAAUUUUAUAUAAGAAAAGAAAAUUGUAGGGAAGAAGCAAUAUUCCACAGCCUUAUGUUAGAUGAUCUGACGUGGACGAUUAAGAAGAUUACAAAGACAACGCGAACUCAUUUUGUGUAAUAGGGAUAAACAAAACUAGACAUUUCUAAGAGAAUACGUAAUAAAGCGAUAAACACUUUGUGGCGAAUGGAUUUUCAUUUUGAUUGUAGAUAAUAUGUAUUUGGACGCAAUUGAUGUGUUCAGAGAGUUAUAAAUUAUUUAUUUUCUUAGGGCUCAAAUUAGCUUUUUCUUUUAUUAUUGUAACUCCAUUACUUUUCAACUUGGUGGAAAUUGUUUUAUUUUUUACACAAUAUUAAGCAUAUAUAAAGACAUGAAGGACGUAGUUUCUGCGAAAUCACGAUGUUGAAUGACUAAAGAGUCAUAGGUUCUCUCAACUUUUGUGCCUUUAAGUCUGCAUCGAUUUAACACAUACUUUAUUUAGUGAACACUUGACAAGUUUUUUUUCUAUAUAAUGUUACGCGAUGCGACUCGUUUUUAAAAACAAGUGUUGAUAAAUAAAUCCUUUGUUUCUCUUUUUCCAUUAAAUGUGGCUGUUCUAGAUAAAUAAAUGGCAAUUCACCAAAAUUA